Messenger RNA from Tyto alba (common barn owl), 3575 nucleotides. RefSeq names its product ribonuclease L (gene RNASEL). The record is from RefSeq and is a predicted model, not a curated record. Lineage: Eukaryota; Metazoa; Chordata; Aves; Strigiformes; Tytonidae. The transcript is spliced from 7 exons. The coding region runs from base 291 to 2390 and encodes 699 amino acids. Gene Ontology annotation, biological process: mRNA processing; protein phosphorylation. Gene Ontology annotation, molecular function: ATP binding; RNA binding; protein binding.
UCGGCUCAGGGACUUUCCAGGACUGUGUGUGUGGCUGCCAUACAAAACUGAAGGGGAAUGGCCAUCUCUGCCUGCCUGCUGUGUUCUUCACUUGAAAACGUCGCAGCGGGCCAGAUUAUUAGGUGAAGACCAUGAAGCCCUUCAAAUAGCAGCCUAGCGUGUUUUCUCAGCCAAACUCAGAGCAUCCCCCACAACGAAGGCACUGAGCAUUGCACCUCUCCCAUAGUCUGGUGGGAUCCCUGGGCUCGGGUGGGGAACAUCAGCGGUGCAGAGCCCUCCCUCUGACCACCAUGAAGCCCACAGCUCACAGCCAGCAGGAAGCAUCUACCCCUUCCAGCACGGAGACAGCAGAAGACCUUGCCUACAAGUUAAAUGUUGCUGUGAGGGACAGAAAUAGAAAAAGUGUGCUGGAGCUGCUGGAGAGAGGGGCAGAUGUGAACUCCAAAGCAGAAGCUGGCUGGACGCCGUUGCAGAGUGCUGUGCAAGCUGAUGAUGAGGACCUGGUCCAACUUCUGCUGGACAAGGGUGCCUGUCCACAUGCCAGGAAGGACAAUGGUGGCACUGCAUUUACUGAAGCAGCGAUAGUGGGAAACGUGAAUAUACUGGAGCUUCUCCUUAACCGUGGAUUAAAUAUUAAUGACCAUGACGACAACGGCUUCACAGCUUUCAUGGAGGCUGCAUGGUAUGGGAAGGAGGAAGCCUUAAAAUUCCUGUAUAGCAAAGGAGCAAAUGUGAAUUUGAAGAGGACAGCUAGUGAGGAGAAAGCAAAACUCCAUAAAGGAGGUGCGACAGCACUGAUGGAUGCUUGUAGGGAGGGCCACCUCUCGGUUGUAAAAACUCUUGUCCAAGAGAUGGGGGCUGAGGUGAACACUUGUGACAACCGAGAUAGGAAUGCCUUGAUCCAUGCCCUCAAGAAGGGCUGUGAGAAGGAAAGGUAUGAGUCAGCUGUCGCCAUCGCCCAUUUCCUGCUGGACUGUGGUGUUGAUGUGAAGAGCAAAGAUGAAUGUGGGAAAACUGCCCUCAUCCUAGCUGUUGAAAUGCAAAGCGCAGAUUUGGUGAAAGCGUUAUUGGAGAAGGGUGAAAUAGAUAUUGAUGAUGCAGAUGAGGACGGCAACACAGCACUGAUGGUGGCUGUAGAGAAAAACAAUUACAAUAUAGCAAAGUUGUUGUGUGAAAAAGGAGCGAGGACUGAUGUUGGGAAACUUAUCGCUGUUGCAAAUAGGAAACGUGCUCAUAACAUGGCAUGUCUUCUUCGCCAGUAUAAUGCCAAGUUUGUUCCAGAAAUCCUUGAAGACUGGGAGCCAAACAGCAAAUGCUGGAGGGACCAGCUGAAAAAUCUUUAUAAAAUAUAUCGCCCUAUGAUUGGCAAAUUGAAGAUAUUUCAGUACAUCGAGCAGAGAAUUCGGAACACUUCCCAGGGUGGCAUCUACCUGGGGCUCUACGGUGGGACAGAGGUAGCAGUAAGAAUAACCUGCAGUACAGAGUGUGAUGAAGAGAAAAGGUUCUUUGAACAGUGUGGCAACUGUGAACAUCUACUGAAGCUCUUUCAGUUUGAGAAGGCAAGAGGCUACACGUACUUGUGCUUCCCGCUCUGGGAGAAAAACCUUGAAGAACACCUGCAGGAUCUGGAAGACCAAAUGGAUUACAAAGAUGCUCUGAGGAUGAUAUUCCAGGCAGUGAGAGAGCUGCACUCCCUCGGAUUUGCUUAUCAGGAUCUGCAUCCCAGCAACUUUGUCAUAGAUUUAGGUGGCAAAAUUUACUUCGCGGACUUUGAUAAUAAAAGGAAGUUGAUUGAAGGUGAAAAACAACUCAUAAACUCAGAUUUAGAGGCCCUCAGCAGGCUCAUGCUGUAUGUUUUAGCACAAGGUAAGAAACCCCUUCAGCAAGUCAGUGUCGAGGAUUUGGCUGUUGAUUCCCCAGAUUACAACGAGGCUCUGGACCUUGUAAGGAGCCUGGUCUCUCAUGAUGAACGAGGCUUGGAAGGUUUGAGCAAACACCCGUAUUUUUGGAGCAAACAGACCAGGUUCAAGUUCCUGAAGAGUAUAUGGAAUAAAAUCAAAGUUUUCCGUGAUGAAAAAGCUGUCUUUCAAGAUCCUAAUGCUACUGAAAGUUCUCCUUAUCCAUGGUGGACCAAGAUGAUUGACAAAAUGGUUCUGGAUGUUAUGCAAAGAUUUAGUAAAGCGAAACCAUAUAGCAAUGACAUCACUGACCUACUGAGGCUCAUCAGAAACCUGGAUGAACACCCAAAGAGCAGUAUCAGCAAGAAAAUAGGAGACUAUACUGAGUAUUUCUUGAAUCUUUUUCCAGCACUUACCAUUUACGUCUACAACAGUUUACGUCAGAAUCCCAAAUACAGUCAUUUUGCAGACAUUCAGGACCUUUCCCUGUAGGAUGCCAUUGCCUCCUGUCCCAUCAUCUGAUCCCACCAUCACUGCCUCCUUUUAUUUGCUAUUGCUUCUGCAAAAGAGUUGAAGAAAGUGGGUAAGGAGAUGGGAGAGAGCAUGUGCAGGGACAGAGCAUGGAGGACUGACUUAGCCUAAGAAAUUAAAGAUGCUUCAGAAGUGUUUGGUGUAACAACCGUGGGCUUUGGAGAGGAACCAAGUUGAGUGCUUGCUAGCCCAGGUUCCCCUUGACUACCUCUGUCCCUCUGAGUUUACCUGCCUCUGUGAGCUGGAGAUCAAGGCCCUGAUCCUCAUGGAGAGCAGGGAGAUGUGUGACAGCCCCCCAUAAACCCAACGCAUCUGGGAGGCAGGAGAAGAGCUUGAGGCAUUGCCAGACAACGUGGGACUCUCUGAUAAAGGAAAAGGAGUUUAAAUUCCUUGCUAGGGCAAGUAUUUCCUACAGCUUGCACUGAUGAGCUGCUCAUCUACCCCUAGAAAGACAAGGAUUUUCUCUUUUCAGUCUUUUUGAAAUACAGCAUCCAGAAAGUGAGAUGGCUAGGCAAUGGUCUGGCUGCAGAGUUGCCCUUGGCCUGUUAUCCCUCUGAUCUGGUAGAGGCACACUCAGGCCAGCCUGCUGGGACCUGAAGGACUUCUUUUGGGGGACGCAGGAGAUGUUUCCACAAGGAACGGACGUCAGGAGCCCAAUCCCACAAAACUCUGAGUAGUCCUGACUCACCUGAAAAAGGUCACUGACAUCAGAGGGACAGCAGGGACCAGUUCUUCCUGGAAAGGACAAGCCCUGCAGUGGCAAGCUGUGUCUGCAGGGCAGGGCUAAGCACGUCUCCAAAACGGUGCCACUGUUGGUGUUUCGCUGUCCUCCUGCCAGGCUUGGCUCCCUUGCACCAAGCUGGUGCCCGUACAGCUGUAGCAUUCAGCCAGCUCAGAGCUUUGAUAUGGCAGGCCGGGUGGCACAAACCCAUUUCUGAAAUCCUACGGCAUGCAACGUGUGUCUGAUUGUCUAAGGGCUUGCUUGUUUCUCGGCUGAUGCUCUGAUUUGCACCAUGAUUAUAUGUUGCUUAUGAAAAUAUUUUGCAGCUGUUGAAAUGAUUUUUAAUUUUUUUUAAACUGAGAUCAUUACUCUUUCAAUUAGCCUAUGGAGAACCAAACUUGGAAUAAACUUGCUUGGAAAACCGA